GACGGAUCCAGAUGGAUGUCCUGCAGGAACACUGAACUCCCGGCGCAAUCAAACUUCUUUCCCAGGUCUGCUUCUCACCCAGCUAUGCAGCUCCAGGAGUGGUUGCGUUCGCUUUCCUCCCAUGCAGAACUCAAAGGGUCUAAAGCUGAGGAGCUGUGGAAUCUCCUGCCGUCCUUAUCCACCUCCUCUCUGCUGGGUUUAGGAGCGGUGGCGUCCCUCACUGUGUACUGGCUGCUGACCCGACCUCGGCCCAUGCGUCCUCCCUGUGAUCUACAAGCCCAGUCUGUUGCUGUCGGCGGAGAUCCCAGCUGUAGGAGAUCUGCUCUCCUUAAAGAUGAUAACCUGCUGGAGUUUUACUACGAAGACAUCAGGACCGUGUACGAGAUGUUCCAGAGAGGUCUGAAGAUCUCAGGAGACCGUCCAUGUCUUGGCUACAGGAAGCCAGGCCAGCCCUACGAGUGGAUCUCCUACUCUCAGGUGGCUCAACAGGCCCAGUGGAUGGGGAGCGGCAUGAUUGCCAAAGGUUGCCAAGAGUUUGUUGGGGUUUACUCCACGAACAGACCAGAGUGGGUCAUUUCAGAGAUGGCCUGUUACACAUACUCCAAAGUUUUGGUGCCUCUGUAUGACACGCUGGGGCUGGAGGCUAUGGUCCACAUCCUCAACCUUGCUGAGAUGUCCAUAGUUGUUUGCGACCGGGAGGAGAGGGCAGCGCUGUUGCUGGAGUGCAAGGAGAAAGGCAUGACUCCCAAGAUCUCCUGCCUGGUUCUGUUUGAAGACUUCAGCCAAGCCUUUGGGGAGAGGGCCAAGAAGUGUGCGGUGGACGUCCUUAACCGGGAGCAGCUCAUGGAGCUGGGAAAACAGAACCUCAAAGAUCCUGUGCUGCCCCAGCCUCAGGAUCUGGCAGUAGUUUGCUUCACCAGUGGAACCACAGGGAAGCCCAAGGGAGCCAUGAUCACCCACGGGAACAUCGCCUCCAAUACUUCCUCUGUCAUUAAGAUCCUGGAGGGUUCCUUUGUAAUCCAGCAAGACGAUGUGUCGAUCUCUUACCUGCCUCUUGCCCACAUGUUUGAGAGGAUGAUCCAGCUCACAAUGUACUGCUAUGGAGCCCGAGUGGGAUUCUUCCAGGGGGACAUUUCUCUUCUAAUGGAUGACAUUAAAACCCUCAAACCGACCCUCUUCCCUGUUGUGCCUCGUAUUCUUACUCGCAUCUACGAUAAGAUCCUGGGCUCUGUGACCUCUCCGUUUCAGCGGGCUCUGCUUCACUACGCCGUCAGGAGAAAGCAGGCCGAGCUCCGCAGAGGGAUUAUACGGAACGACAGUCUGUGGGAUAAACUGGUGUUCAACAGAAUUCAGGCCAGUUUAGGAGGUAACCUCCGGUUUGCCUUGACUGCCUCAGCACCCAUCUCCUCCACCGUUUUGUCCUUCCUCAGAGCCACGAUGGGCUGUAUAAUAUGUGAGGGCUACGGACAGACGGAGUGCACCGGAGGCUGCACUUUCUCUUUGAUAGGCGACAGCAGCACAGGUCAUGUUGGAGCUCCUUUACCGUGCGCCAUGGUAAAGGUGGUGGACAUCCCUGAGAUGAACUACUUUGCUAAGAAUGGAGAAGGAGAGAUCUGUAUCCGUGGCCCCAGUGUAUUCAAAGGUUAUCUGAAGGACCCAGAGAAGACAGCGGAGGCCUUGGACAGUGAUGGCUGGCUGCACACCGGAGAUGUGGGCCAGUGGCUUCCGAACGGCACGCUGCGCAUCAUCGACAGGAAGAAGCACAUCUUUAAGCUGGCCCAGGGUGAGUACAUCGCUCCAGAGAAGAUAGAGAACAUCUACCUGCGUUCGGUUCCUGUGCUCCAGGUUUUUGUGCAUGGAGACAGUUUACAGUCCUAUGUGGUGGGCAUAGUUGUGCCUGAUCGAGAGGUGUUUGUUGAAUGGGCUAAGGAGAGGGGCUUUGAGGGGUCCUACCAGGAGCUGUGCCAGAACCCUGAUGUAAAAAAUGCCAUCCUAGAAGACAUGAGAGCAUUGGGGAAGGAGGCCGGGCUAAAGUCCUUUGAACAGGUGAGGGAUCUUUAUUUACAUCCGGAGACGUUCAGCGUCGCUAACGGCCUUCUCACGCCCACCCUAAAGAGCAGGCGCGCCGACAUCCGCAGAGUGUUUCAAGAGCAGCUGGCGAACAUGUACAAGAGUCCACAUUAGCAGAACAGCUUAGGGUCAGCAGAGGGGGAAGCUGUCAGCGGUACCUGAAGAAUGUUAGUGUUUUAACUCAACUUUGAUCACAUCGUAUUCAGAUGCAUUUCUGGUCAGUCCAUCCAAGCAUCAGAUCAAAAUGCUCCUUCAUGAUCUCACUGUCAUCUCUAAUCCGUCCACAUAGUUCGCCUGAGAUGUUAAUGGGAAGAGGUGUUAUUUGUAGAGAACCGAAUUACAAAAGAUGUCACCUUCGGAAAUAGUUUAUUUAAUUCACAAUGUACUUCUUUUCAGGAGAUUUUUAAGAAGCUAAGUGUACCGGGGACAUUUGCUGAUUAAAGGUGAAUUACCUGUAGGUUUCUGUUGUACAGUUGUUGGGGAAUCAAAUGAGCAUGGCGUACAUUACUAAACAAAUUAC
Molecule: messenger RNA, 2590 nt
Organism: Cyprinodon variegatus (sheepshead minnow)
Lineage: Eukaryota; Metazoa; Chordata; Actinopteri; Cyprinodontiformes; Cyprinodontidae
Gene: acsl2
Product: long-chain-fatty-acid--CoA ligase 1-like
Exons: 20
Coding region: 16-2184 (722 amino acids)
Biological process (GO): long-chain fatty acid metabolic process; long-chain fatty-acyl-CoA biosynthetic process; very long-chain fatty acid metabolic process
Cellular component (GO): membrane; endoplasmic reticulum
Molecular function (GO): arachidonate-CoA ligase activity
Source: RefSeq, a predicted model, not a curated record